AUGAACGGUUUGCUUAAAGAGCAGCUACGCAAACUAUCCCCCACUGAAUCCCUGGCCGGAUGGAGUCGUAACCUCCGCCAGGCUGCAGCCGCGCUCAAUGACUGUCCGCUGUAUGGCUCCACCCCGUAUGCCAGGUUUAAGGGGGAGGUCAUCGAGCAGCCCCGUGUGCUGCGAGUGCAGCGUUUGCACUCGCAAGCCCACCUCCCCAUUCAGGCCACCCCGGGAAGUGCUGGUCUUGAUCUACGGGUCCCUCAAGAGAGUUUCACCCUGCAGCCUAAUAGCCGAAACCUCGUGAGUAUUGGCUUAGCCAUUGGGCUCCCACAAGGCUAUUAUGGGCACAUUGCCCCACUCAGUAGCCUGGCCCUCAAGGGCAUAGAUGUGGCGGCGGGAGUGAUCGACGCUGACUACACGGGGGAGGUUAAGGUGCUUUUGGUGCACAAUGGCCCGCAGGCAAUAACCCUCUCCCAAGGUGAGCGGGUUGCACAGCUGAUUUGCGAGCACAUUGGAAUGCCUGAUGUGCAGGAAGUGGAGGCGCUUAUGCCCACUACUCGAGCAGGGGGGUUCGGCUCGACUGGGCGUGCAGUUUGGGUCCAUGACCCCACCAAGCAUAACCCGCUUAAAGGGGAAAUCCUAGCCGAUGGCCCCGGGGAUACUCACCUCGUGUUGCUAAAAGGGGAAGACACCCCAAUUUAUGUGCCCUCUAAGCGUCUUUCUUCCAGGCGACCAUGA
Molecule: messenger RNA, 729 nt
Organism: Terrapene triunguis (Three-toed box turtle)
Lineage: Eukaryota; Metazoa; Chordata; Testudines; Emydidae
Product: deoxyuridine 5'-triphosphate nucleotidohydrolase-like
Exons: 1
Coding region: 1-729 (242 amino acids)
Biological process (GO): dUMP biosynthetic process; dUTP catabolic process
Molecular function (GO): dUTP diphosphatase activity; magnesium ion binding
Source: RefSeq, a predicted model, not a curated record